AUGUGGCCUCUUCCCCCCAUUCAUAAAUCCAGCGCAGGGCACGGAUGGCGGGCGGGGCUGAGAGGAGCGCGGCGUUCGGGCGGGCGGGGACUGCGCAGGGCGAGGCGGCAGCAGGAAAACAAGCGCGCCGCAGGAGCGAGCCUCCGGUCCUGCGUCCGCGGCUCGGCGGCGGCUGGGAGCGGCGCUGGGCUGGGCGCUGCGGGGGCCGUGCUGGGGCGGGGGGGCCUCAGACGGGGCGUCCUGCGCGGCACCGAGCCUGGGAGGCGGGGCCGCUUUGGGGAGCCGGGCUCCGGGGAGCGGGGCUCUGGGCACUGGCGAAGGAGUCUCCCGGGCAGCGGCCGAGCGGCCAAGGACACCUGCAGGCUUCCCGAGCUGCGCCGAGCGGGAGCCUCAGCGCAGCGCCCCGGCGCCAGGCUCCUGCGAUCUGGCGGCGCUGGGAGCCACGCCAUCCACGCGUCUGCCCAUCUCCGGGCGGGGCGCCGGCCUUGGCUCUCGGCAGCCUCCUUGUCCAUCUGGAUGGUGUAAGGAGGACUUCAAGGCGGAAGUGCAAGGUGACUGACACCUGCCCUGGACACCUGUGCACAAUCUGAUGUCCAGAUCAGGCAGUACCUGGCUCUACUGGGAAAAACAAGACAAGGAGCUGGAUGUGCUCUGAGGAAAGGUUACACGCCUGGUGCAAGUGCAAGGAAUUCUAACAAUGAAAAGUCUUAUCAUUAAUGAGGUCAGAAAACCAAAUGCUGGUGAUCUUUGAUGAUCUGCACUAAUCUGCAGAGGAGGUAGGCACCAUCCUGGACUGUGGUCAGAAACACACAUUUGCUGCCCCUCCCCCAUUUGUGUCUAGUCCACCCACCCCUUGGACCUGAUGUCUACAUUUCAGAGUUUAGGUAGCUUUGAGUUUGCUGCUGCAAAAAAGAAAUAUCCCAAAUAUGACUGGGAAGAGAAGACCCAGGGCAGGCCAGAAGGCUGAGUGAGGAAGGAAGAACCACACAAGAAUACUAAAGAACUGGCUGUAAUGAAUAGCUUUCAAGUCCUAGCUGGCAAACUCCGUUGGGGUGUCUCCCUGACUUUCCAUUCUUCAGGCUGGCUGAACUCAGGUGUUCGAAGAAAGUGGAGAGGUUGAUGGCAGGGGGGUGAGAGAGGGGGAGAAACUAUCCCAGCAUCCACACUUGAGACAUUUGUUCACCCAGUAAAUAUUUCUUGAGUGCCUACUGUGUGCCAGAAGCUGUUGCAGGCCUGGAAAUCAAUGAAUAAAACAGAGCCCGCCACCUCGCCUGGUAAA
This is a messenger RNA of Equus quagga, 1279 nucleotides long. RefSeq names its product shadow of prion protein-like. The record is from RefSeq and is a predicted model, not a curated record. Lineage: Eukaryota; Metazoa; Chordata; Mammalia; Perissodactyla; Equidae. The transcript has 2 exons. The coding region runs from base 1 to 525 and encodes 174 amino acids.